GGGACAUUAUGAAGCACUCUAGAAAUUGAAAGAAAUAGCACAAUCAUCAGUGACAGGUGCCCUAAGAAACUGUAGUAGCAGAGUGUGGAAUUCAAAGCAAGAGUCUUACCAGGCUGCUAAUGACAGUGGAGGAGCACAGAUACAUACCUGUAACUCAAGCUGAUCUGCUCAAAGAAAAAAAAGAAAAAGACAGGCAUGCCUGCUGCAGACAGAAGAGAUACCCAGGAGAAGGGAUUUCUGAACCACAUGGCCGACAAGGAGCACCCACCCCUGCUUGGGAGAAGCAGCCGUGCUGGAGAACUGCCUCAAGCUGAGAAGAAGCUGCAGGAGGCUGUGUGUGUGCUGCUGGUGGAGCUGUGCGAGCGCUUCACCUUCUUUGGCAUCGUGUGCAACAUGAUCCUCUUCUGCACGGCCAAGCUGGGCUACCGCAGCCACCAGGCUGCCAUGGUCAACAUGUGCUUCGUGGGCACCUCCACGCUGAGCCCGGUGCUGCUGGGCUGGCUGGCUGAGCACCUCGUGGGCAGGGUCAGGCUGGUGUGCAUCUGCAUGGUCCUGCACUUCCUAGGCACAGCACUGUUACCUGUGGUGUCAUUCCCCUUUGAAGAUGUUUACAUCGACAGACGACACAUCCUUCUCACCCUGCCCAAAAGGGAGCAGAAAAUCGUGUUCUACUUUGCCCUGCUCACAGCCAGCCUGGGAAUAGGAGGCAUAAGAGCUAUUGUGUGUCCACUGAGUGCCUACAGCCUCGAGGACUGUGCACCAAAGGAGCUGCUUUCAUUUUUCAACUGGUUUCACUGGCUGGUUAACUUGAAUUCAGCAGUGGUCUUUGUCAGCAUUUCUUACAUCCAGCAGUCCGUGGCCAGGAACCUUGGCUUUCUUAUCCCAUUUGUGUCUGGGCUUAUGGCUAUGAUCACAAUUCACAUGGUUCGGGGUGACAUGAUUUACAGACCCAAAACAGACAGCUCCCUGCUGACGGCUUUGGGGGUGAUUUGCAGCGCCCUGCGGACGUGCUGUGUGCGCUAUCGCUAUUUCGGCACGGCCACGCCCAGCUGGCUGGACCUGGCCAAGGAGAACCACGGGGGCCGCUACAGUGAGAGCCAGGUGGAAGGCACAAAGUCACUCGCCAGGCUCUUCCCCUUGUUCACUUUCCAGAUCCUGUACAGGACGUGCGUUAUGCAGAUUCCUUCAGGAUAUUAUCUCCAAACCAUGAAUUCCAACUUGCACUUCGGUGGAUUUUUCUUGCCAGUUGCAGCAAUGAAUGUGAUAAGCAUUGUGCCACUACUGAUUCUUGUUCCUAUUUUGGAGUGCAUUAACUCAUGGCUCUUUAGCUCCAAGGACACUGGACACUCUCCAGCAAUUUACAUUGUUGUAGGUCACUUCUGUGCUGCACUUUCUGUGAUGGUUGCUGGCUUCUCUGAAAUCCACCGAAAGCACUUCCCCCAGGUGGAGCAGACCCUCUCCAAGGAGGUUCUCCUGGUCUCCUCCAUGCCCUGCUUCCACCUGGCUCCUCAGUACAUCCUGCUUGGAGUGGCUGAAGCCCUGGUAACUCCCUCCUGUUCCUUACUUGCCUUCUGGCUUGUGCCUGAAAGAAUGAGAGGGAUUUCCAUGCAUUUUUUAGCCCUCUUUAAUGGAGCUGGCUGCUUUAUGGGAGCUCUCUUUGUUCAGACAGCCCACGCAGGCACUCAAGGUAACUGGUUCCCACACUUGCUGCAUGAAGGUAAAUUGGAGAGAUUCUUCUUCUUCUUGGCUUCCUUAAUGAUGGUGAACACCCUGGGGUUCUGGAGCAUUGCACACAGAUACAACAAUCUGCAUGAGGAUGGCACCAAUGAGUUCAGAGGAAAUCUUCCUGGGGAAAAACUUUUGAAGCAUGAAAAAGCCAUCAAGCAUUAUAAUGCUGUCCUGGAAACUUCUCCCAUUUUGUCUCCUGUGGAGAAAACCUGAUAAAAUUUCGCCCUCAUUUGACUAAAUUUUGAUUUUGUUAUCCACCAGCUCUCUAAUGAUAAAUUACCUGCACACUUAAGUGGAACUAUGUCCUGGUAUUUAUGAAUUAUCUGAUGAAUAAUAAUGUUGUUUAUAAGUUAACAAAACAGCAUUCUUCAUAGGAUUUGGCCUUGAAGGAGGCUGCACUGUCAUAACUCACACUGAGGCCAAGGAGAGCUCACUGCUUGCCACAGUAGGAGGGAGGCUUUUAAUCUUUAUAUGAAAAUAGGUAUUCACAUAUAUUUGUAUUUAGGAGUGGUCAAAAAUUAAUAAACAUGCAGGCAUUUGUUUAGCUAAUUACUUUGUGCCAGUAUAAUUUGCAAGAGAUUUUGAAAUCUGGUAUUGGCUGGUUGAUAUUUGCAAUGGAUUCUUGUGCACUGUUCUUGGCUCUCGCUGAUCUCCUCCCCAGCCUAGAGCAAGCUGCUGCUUUAUUUCUCUGUCAGUGAAGUGGACACAAGCACGUCAGCCUUCUUUGCAAAUUACUUUGACAUCUACCAAAAAUGCACUAGAAACAAGGUACCAGUCCUCAGUUCCUAAGGUGUGCCAUGAAACAUUGGUGCUUGAGGCAUUCAGUCUCACUUGGCAGCAGCACCGUGAGAUUUGCCAUUCCUAGAGGAUGAUAUAAAGAAAAUUGCUAGUAGGAGAAUGAGAGACUGGAAUUUAUUAACAUCCAAGUUACUAAUUGCAGCCCAUCUGAAUGGGGGGAAGGGAAUUAGGAAAAGAAGAUUGGGAGAGGGUAGAUGCAGCUUGGAGAUGAGGGAAAAUAAUUAUUAGUAAAAUGCUUUCCAAUUUGAACAUCUCACAGUGUUAAACUCUCCCAAAACUGGCUGAUUUUGUUAUUGUGAGAGAUGAUAUUCUGACCCUUAACAUUUCUUUUUAAAAGUCAUAUAACUAAAAAGAGCAAUGAGAGAAGUGGGGUCUGCAUGGGAUAUGUAAGGAAAUGUAUUGAACCCAAAAAAAUGAAAGGAGCACUUUGAUAUCAAGAUGUUCCUGAAGGAAGGGACAGUCAAGGCAGAAUGCUUGCUAGAUAUGAGGAAUGCUCUACCACAAGACAAGCUACACUAAAAGGAUGUAAUUCACUCAAGUGGCACAGUUUGUCAGCUGGAACUGUGGAAGAGCUGCUAAAGGAAAUCUCUUCUGCACCAUUAACCACAUUUAAUGCUGGAACUUUAGGCUGGGUGUUGUGGGAGUGGGAGCAAAAUGUGGUGAAUACACCCAUGCCCAGCCUGGGACUGACCAUUUCUCCAAAAGUGGCUGCCAAAGCUGGGCUGGAGCUGGGGCUGUGAGACACAAGACAGCAAAAGGCUGGAGGAUCUGUUCUCCGAGGGCGCUGGGAAGUGUGAGACAGGCUAAUUUCCACAUAUUUGGGUAAAUUUAUCCAGGAGACCUGACAGUUAUUUGCUUGAGAGGUAUUAUUUUCUAAAUCAUCUUUGUACUGCAAUAGACCCUGGUUUAAGCCAUGAAAAACACUAGUUUCUUUUCUGAGAUAUUCUUGAACACUUGACCUUUGUCCUUGCACAGAAAAGCUAAAAAAAAAAGCUGUUUGUAGUCUGCUGACAGGAGGGAUGUGAUUGCUCUCAAAGCAAGAGUUAUACACAAAAGAACAACUAUGUAAUAGAAGGGUAAAAUUUAAAUUUUGGGCAGAUUAAUAUGAUUGGGCUGUAGAUGUUUUUAUUAACGAAUGAUUUUUUUUUUUUUUUUAACUGCAA
This is a messenger RNA of Ficedula albicollis (Collared flycatcher), 3689 nucleotides long. It is a transcript of the gene SLC15A5, whose product is annotated as solute carrier family 15 member 5. Gene Ontology annotation, biological process: transmembrane transport. The record is from RefSeq and is a predicted model, not a curated record. Lineage: Eukaryota; Metazoa; Chordata; Aves; Passeriformes; Muscicapidae. The transcript is spliced from 11 exons. Gene Ontology annotation, molecular function: transmembrane transporter activity. Gene Ontology annotation, cellular component: membrane. The coding region runs from base 196 to 1941 and encodes 581 amino acids.